Molecule: messenger RNA, 248 nt
Organism: Sphaeroforma arctica JP610
Lineage: Eukaryota; Ichthyosporea; Ichthyophonida
Exons: 2
Coding region: 33-248 (71 amino acids)
Source: RefSeq, a predicted model, not a curated record
UGCUGUGUCACAUCCUCAAAGAAGGUCAGGCCAUGCGCAAAGAACAGUCUCACAGUGUUGUAUCGCUGAAGGCGCGCAAGAGGCUCUCCGGAGACUUUGGCAAUCAGAUCAACAGUCUGCGGCCUCCUCUGAGAUCGGUCGCAUCUAUGGCAAAUUUCAAAACUUAUAUAUCCGACGAUGAUGAAGAACAAACUCCCACUGGCAGUCCAGAGAGGCAUGGACAAUUGAUGUUAUACCCAAAACCCUAA